AUGGCCGGCCCCUUCGACCUCAUAAUUGGCGUCCUGCUCAUCGGACUGUUUUUCAACACCUAUCUUUAUGGGCUUGUGACCUAUCAGUUCAUCGUGUACAGCAACACGAAGUUCAGUGACCCUCAAUGGAUCAAGAUCAUGGUGGGCGUAUUGUUCGUGAUUGAUACGAUCCACACUGCGGUUGGUAUCUACAUGGCAUGGGAUAUGUGCGUCACGAACUAUGGCAAUCCUGCGUCCCUUCUUCUCGUCAGCUGGGCGAUCCCCUUCACUGCAUGUGCGACGUCGGUGGUGGCGAUCAUCUCGCAAUUCUUCCUUGGUCAUCGUGCCUUCCUUCUCACCAAGAGCUACAUCCUUGCCACCGCCAUCGGAAUUCUCAGUAUCUUGGGCUUCAUCUUCGGCAUGAUAGCCGGUAUCAAGUCUGGUAUCGCUGGCGAAGUCUCAAAGUUCGGUCCUCUCAAGCCCUAUGUCAUUUGCUGGCUCGGAUUCCAAACAGCCGCCGACUUGUUGAUCACUGCUUCACUGUCAUUUGUCCUCUCCCAGUCGAAGACAGGCUUCCGUCGUACCGAUACCAUCAUCAACCGCCUCAUCCGUGGUGCCGUCCAGACCGGGCUCUUUGUCGCCAUCUUCGCCCUCGCCGACUUGUUCUCCUUCGUUCUCCACGGUGACACCAACUUUUACGCCAUGUUCGCCUACCCCAUCGGCCGUAUCUACACGAACACUUUGUUGGACACGCUGAAUGCCCGUGCGGAUUUGAAGAACAUGACCAACACAAUUGACAUGGACUCCGAGAGUAACGCAAAUGCCUUCCGCAUGAACAACAGCCACACGCUGCACUCGGUGCAAAUACAAAAGGAAGUCAUCUCCGACACCCACUUCGACGGAACGGAUAGCGUCUUCCAGUCGUCCAAGGGGGCCGCAGUGUAA
This is a messenger RNA of Pleurotus ostreatus (oyster mushroom), 924 nucleotides long. RefSeq lists its product as uncharacterized. Lineage: Eukaryota; Fungi; Basidiomycota; Agaricomycetes; Agaricales; Pleurotaceae. Bases 1 to 924 code for a protein of 307 amino acids. The transcript is spliced from 13 exons. The record is from RefSeq and is a predicted model, not a curated record.